AUGUGGUUUUUUCAUGCUGAUUUUAUGAGAAUGGUUUGUGAUAGUUGGAAUGCUCCUUUGGUUGGGUCUCCGACUUUUAUUUUUCCUCAGAAAUUGAAGCGCCUCAAGGUGGAGAUGAAGUUAUGGAAUCAGAUGGUUUUUAGCAAUGUUCAUGUUAAGCUUAAACAAACGCAACUUAGGUUUGAAGGGUCUAUGAGGGAGACUGAUGAUGAUCCUUUCAAUAUUGAGAAACAAAAUCAUAUGAAGGAUGCGCAAGUUGAAGUGAAUGAUAUUUGUAUGCAAUUGGUGAAAAUAUUGAAGCGGAAAUCUAGGAAUAAAUGGUUGAUGGAGGUGGCUAGUAAUACAAGUUUCUUCCAUUAUAAAAUUCGUAUGCGAAGGAGUAAUAAUACUAUUUCGGAGUUGGUUAAUGAUUCGGGUGAUACGGUUACUGAUUAUGAUCAAAUUCGGGACAUGGUUGUAAAUUAUUAUCAAGCUAAGUUCAAUGGGGAUAAUUCAGUUUUGGAGAUUUCUCUUUUUGAUAUAGAGCGUGAUCGUAUUUAUGCUGAGGAGAGUACUUUUAUGGAUCGUUUGCCUACUGUGGAGGAGAUUCAUGAGGCUGUAUUUGACUUGGGUGCGGAUAGUGCACCAGGACCGGAUGGUUUUGCGGCUAUUCGUUUGGGGAGUGUCCUGGGUAACUUGGUUUCUGAGGAGCAAGUGGCUUUUAUGAAGGGUAGAAAUAUCCAUGAAAACAUCUGUUUAGCUUCAGAAAUGGUGAAUGAGAUACAUAUUAAACGCAAGGAGGGUAACGUGGGAUUGAAGCUAGAUAUUACUCAAGCUUUUGACACAGUUAGUUGGUCUUUUAUCUUGGCUGUUUUUAAAGAAUAUGGUUUUUCGGAUACUUGGUGUAGUUGGAUUUUGCAGAUUUUAAGGUCAGCUAGAAUUUCUGUCCUUGUUAAUGGUAGUCCAGAAGGCAACAUGAAAAGCUUGAGGAAUUUGGUUGCACUUCUUGGUACUUAUCAGCGUGCUUCAGGCCAAACUGUUAGUCGUGAAAAAAGAAAGAUCUAUUAUGGUGGUAGCUCUUUGCGGAGGAGAGCUAACAUUACUGAAUUUUUAGGCAUGAAUAUUGUUUCUUUUCCGGAUAGAUAUUUGGGGGUGAAGGUCAUGCCAGGUGUUGUUAAAUACCAUCAUAUUAGCAAUGCGGUUGAGAAGAUCAAAGAACAGUUAGCAGGUUGGAAGGGGAGAAUGCUUUCUUUCCAAGAUAGGGUGGUGUUGGUUAAGUCAGUGAUUGCGAGUUACUCUAUACACAAUAUAGUUGUUUAUAAAUGGCCUAGAAAAUUCAUUCAUCAAUGUGAGGCUGCUAUUCGAAAUUUCUUGUGGUCAGGGGAUUCUCUAGUAAGUAGAUCUUUUAUGGUUGCUUAUGACAAGAUUUGUGCUCCUUAUAAUGAAGGUGGCCUUGGAAUCUCUCGUAUGCGGGUUAUGAACAAAGUUAUUCUUAUGAAGCUUUGCUGGAAUAUUUGUAACUCUAACAAGGCCUGGGUGCGUUUUAUGCGUGCAAAAUUCUUUGGCCGUAAUGGUCAAUUGGUAGGUUACAUGAAAUCUUCCAUUCUGCCAGGUUUCAAAUGGGUUCAUAGUGAGGUUCAGUCCAACUAUAGGAUGUUGAUUGGUGAUGGCAGGAGUACCUCAUUGUAUUUUGAUGCUUGGUGUGUGGAGGGAUGCAUUGUUGAUGCUAUUGGGCAUGAAAAUAUGGAUGGUAACUUGUUAGUUAGUGAUUUUAUUCAUGAUGGGGCGUGGGUAUUCACUGACAUUGUGCGUUUGAAUUUGUUGGAAACGGGUGUUGAUUUAAAUAAUCUUCCAAAUCCAAUGGGAGGUGCUGACUACAGGGUGUGGAAACCAGAUUACAAGGGAAAUUUUUCAGUUCGUUAUGCUAAGGAGCUGGUUCGUUCAAGGCAACCUGCACUAGAGGGAAAAAAAUUGUUGUGGCGUCCUUCGGUGCAUCCUACUCUAGCUGCCAGAAAUUGGAAAAUUUUGCGUGGGGCGUGUGCUACUUUGGACAAGGAUUGGAUUUCAGACGUGUUUGGUAUUCUUCCGCAUCAUAUUUUAACAACCUCUUACAAGGCAGCAAAAGGUACAAGUAGGAUAGUCAAGGAUUUAUGGCUGCUUGCGAUUCUAGUUAUUCGCUCGGAGCUUUGGAUGACCCGUAAUGGGUUUGUCUACGACAACCAAAGAGUAAGUUUGAUAUUUUUUCAAAAGAAGGUGUUUAAUCAGAUUCAAGAGUACUCUAUACGGCUUAAGGGUUGUAUGUUUAACUCCCAAGAUGACCUGCGAAUUCUAUCUUUCUUUAGAGUUCGUCAUAGGCAGGUUAAGCAUUUUGAUCCCAUAAAAUGCUUUUGGGAGCCUCCGCAAAAUAAUGAGAUGAUAUUAUGUUGUGAUGGAGUGGCUCGUGGUAAUCCUGGAAGGGCGGGUGCUGGAGUUGUUGUACGUGAUGCCAAUGCUAAUGUGGUUGGAGCUAUGAGUGUUGGUUUUGGUGUGCAAACAAAUUACUUGGCUGAAUUAUUUUGUGUUAUUGUUGGUUUGGAAUGGGCUGUUAAGUUCGAAGUUGGCAGUAUUUGUAUAAGAACAGACUCCAUGAGUGUUGUUUUGGUUUUCUCUGGUGAUGACGUUAUUGUGCCUUGGUUUCUUAGAACAAGGUGGAUGGCCAUGAAGGUAAGAUACAAUUCCAUUCGCUUCAUUCAUUCCUAUAGAGAAGCAACUUUGCGGCUGAUUGUUUGGCCAAAAGGGGUUUCUUGUUAG
Molecule: messenger RNA, 2769 nt
Organism: Papaver somniferum (opium poppy)
Lineage: Eukaryota; Viridiplantae; Streptophyta; Magnoliopsida; Ranunculales; Papaveraceae
Exons: 4
Coding region: 1-2769 (922 amino acids)
Molecular function (GO): RNA-DNA hybrid ribonuclease activity; nucleic acid binding
Source: RefSeq, a predicted model, not a curated record